This is a messenger RNA of Peromyscus eremicus (cactus mouse), 3413 nucleotides long. It is a transcript of the gene Nsmaf, whose product is annotated as neutral sphingomyelinase activation associated factor. Bases 107 to 2869 code for a protein of 920 amino acids. NCBI's taxonomy places the organism in Eukaryota, Metazoa, Chordata, Mammalia, Rodentia, Cricetidae. Gene Ontology annotation, molecular function: protein binding. The transcript has 31 exons. The record is from RefSeq and is a predicted model, not a curated record.
GUCGGGACGCCGCGGGCCCUGGGGCGCAGCGUGGGGCUUUCGGCCGCCCGGCGGCGCCGCUCGGGACUGCUCGGGACAGUCGGCGGCCUGCGCGCCCCGGGCCUCCAUGGCGUUCACCCGGAAGAGGCAGCGUGAGCAGCAGCUGCAGCUCUACUCCAAGGAGAGGUUUUCCUUACUGCUGCUCAACUUGGAGGAGUACUACUUUGAGCAGCACACAGCUUUCCACGUCCAGCACCAGGGCAGCCACGAGGAAAGGAAAAUCAGAGGAUCAUUAAAAAUAUGUUCAAAAUCAGUGAUUUUUGAGCCAGAUGCAGUAUCCCAGCCCAUCAUUAAGAUUCCUUUGAGAGAUUGUUUAAAAAUAGGAAAACACGGAGAAAAUGGAGCCAACAGACACUUUGCAAAGGCAAAGUCUUCGGGUAUUUCACUCAUUUUCAGACAGGUAUAUUUCAUUAAAGAACACAAUAUUGUGGCACCAUAUAAGAUAGAACGGGGAAAAAUGGAGUAUGUCUUUGACCUGGAAGUUUCUGGGAAGGUAGAAGAUGUUGUGGAGACAUUGCUACAGUUGCACAGGGCAUCCUGUCUUGAUAAACUUGGUGACCAAACAGCCAUGAUAACAGCUAUCUUGCAGUCACGUUUGGCUAGAACAUCAUUUGACAAAAACAGGUUCCAAAAUGUUUCUGAAAAGCUGCAUAUGGAGUGCAAAGCAGAGAUGGUAACGCCUCUGGUGACGAAUCCGGGACAUGUGUGCAUUACAGACACCAGCCUGUAUUUCCAGCCUCUCAAUGGACACCCAAAACCUGUGGUCCAGAUAACACUCCAAGAUGUCCGGCGCAUUUACAAAAGGAGACACGGCCUCAUGCCUCUGGGCUUGGAAGUGUUUUGCACAGAAGACGACCUAUGUUCCGACAUAUACCUAAAGUUCUAUGAGCCUCAAGACAGAGAUGACCUCUAUUUCUACAUUGCCACGUACCUAGAACACCAUGUCGCAGAACACACUGCGGAGAGCUACAUGCUGCAGUGGCAGCGCGGGCACCUCUCCAACUACCAGUACCUGCUUCACCUCAACAACCUGGCCGACCGCAGCUGCAACGACCUCUCCCAGUACCCCGUGUUCCCUUGGAUAAUAAAUGACUACUCCAGCACAGAAUUAGACUUGUCAAAUCCUGGAACCUUCCGAGAUCUGAGUAAGCCCGUGGGAGCCCUCAAUCAGGAACGGCUGGAGCGGCUGCUGACUCGAUACCAGGAAAUGCCCGAGCCAAAGUUCAUGUAUGGGAGUCACUACUCUUCCCCAGGCUAUGUGCUCUUUUACCUCGUUAGGAUCGCACCAGAGUAUAUGCUGUGUCUACAGAAUGGAAGAUUUGAUAAUGCAGAUAGAAUGUUCAACAGUAUUGCAGAAACCUGGAAAAACUGUUUGGAUGGUGCAACAGAUUUUAAAGAGUUGAUUCCAGAAUUUUAUGAUGAAGACGUCAGCUUUUUAGUCAAUAGUCUGAAGUUGGAUCUUGGAAAGAGACAAGGAGGGCAGAUGGUUGACGAUGUGGAGCUUCCAGCAUGGGCCUCAAGUCCCCAAGACUUUCUCCAGAAGAACAAGGAUGCCUUGGAAAGCACUUAUGUGUCUGAGCACCUCCACGAGUGGAUUGACCUGAUAUUUGGCUAUAAGCAAAAAGGAAGUGAAGCUGUAGCGGCCCAUAAUGUAUUUCAUCCCCUGACCUAUGAAGGUGGUGUAGACUUGAACAGCAUUGAGGAUCCCGAUGAGAAAGUAGCCAUGCUGACCCAAAUUUUGGAAUUUGGGCAGACACCAAAACAGUUGUUUGUGACACCACAUCCUCGAAGGAUCACCCCCAAGUCUAAAAGUGUGUCCCAGGCCUCCAGCUAUAAUGCUUCUAUGACAGAUUCUCCAGUUUCUCCAGGGGAGGAGUCAUUUGAAGACCUGACCGAGGAAAGCAGGAGUCUGGCCUGGAACAACAUCACUAAGUUGCAGCUACACGAGCAGUACAAACUCCACAAAGAGGCGGUUACAGGGAUAGCAGUGUCUUGCAAUGGAUCUUCAGUCUUUACCACAUCACAAGAUUCCACUCUGAAGAUGUUUUCUAAAGAAUCCAAAAUGCUGCAGAGAAGUAUAUCAUUUUCAAAUAUGGCUUUAUCAUCUUGCUUACUUUUGCCAGGAGACACCACUGUCAUCAGUUCUUCGUGGGAUAACAACGUCUAUUUUUAUUCCAUAGCAUUUGGAAGACGCCAAGACACACUGAUGGGACAUGAUGAUGCUGUCAGUAAGAUCUGUUGGCAUAAUGACAGGCUGUUUUCUGCAUCUUGGGACUCUACCGUGAAGGUGUGGUCGGGUGUUCCUGCAGAAAUGCCAGGGACCAAAAGACACCAGUUUGACUUGCUGGCUGAGCUGGAACAUGAUGUCAGUGUCAAUACCAUCAAUUUAAAUGUUGAAAGCACACUGUUAGUUUCUGGCACCAAAGAAGGCAUGGUGAAUAUUUGGGACCUCACUACGGCCACCUUAUUACACCAGAUUUCAUGCCAUUCAGGGACAGUAUGUGAUGCUGCUUUUAGCCCAGAUAGUCGCCACGUCCUCAGCACGGGAGCAGACGGCUGUCUGAACGUGAUUGAUGUACAGACGGGCAUGCUCAUCUCCUCCAUGACCUCAGAGGAGCCACAGAGGUGCUUCGUCUGGGAUGGCAAUUCAGUCUUAUCUGGAAGUCGGUCUGGUGAGCUGCUUGUUUGGGACCUCCUUGGAGCAAAAAUCAGUGAGCGGAUACAGGGCCACACCGGUGCCGUGACAUGCAUAUGGAUGAAUGAACAGUGUAGCAGUAUCAUCACAGGAGGGGAAGACAGACAAAUUAUGUUUUGGAAAUUGCAGUAUUAAGUGCCUUUUCCUCUCUGUUAAGUUCAAUUCUAUUUAAUGUAUUUUUAAACCAAACUUUUAACUGGAGAAUGUGCAAUGAUAUAGUACUUGGAAGUUCCACCACAUGAAGAAUUUGUGGUUUCAACUUCCUAAAUCAUGGUGACUUCAUUCAAAGCCAUUUGUCAUCCGUUAAGGCAGAUAAAAACAUGGCAGCAUUACGGGCAAGAACAUUCUUUUUAGACAGAGGACUGUCACAUGUAAUGACAGAAGACUGUACUGGGUGGUAGAAGACGAGAAGAAAUACGCAUUGGACUGAGAACAUCGGGCAGCACGGUCAGCACUGGCAGCUCAGUUCUCCGAGAAGCAGUGCAGGAGCCUCUGAUCCAAGUUGCCCGGUUGUCACAAGGUUCUUGGAUGUGUUUUCAUGGACUGCUGCCUUUCUACAGUGCCAUGUGCCCAGAUUCUAAGAAUCUAGGGGAGGAAUAGCAGUUCUUAUAACAGUAAGUCUGUUACUGUGUAUAGUAACGGUUUAUAUUUCAUUACGCUACUAAUGUUCAUCUUUUCU